AUGGAGGAUUCCUCAAAUUCCAUUGUCGAAGAAAGAGUAGAGCUUAUGGUUUCACCUGCUGGUAAGAACGUUAAACUGAGAACGGGCCAUUUCAUCAAACCUUCCAUAGGCUCAGGCUCUAUGGAUGGAACAACAGUUUGUAAGCACCCAAGACAUUAUCUUCCCUCUUCACUAACCACCUUUGAGCCCAAAAAACGGCCUUUAGAUGUUAAGUUCCAUGGCUGGAUAUACCCACAAAAGGAUUGGAAAACUUGGGUUGUCAAGAUGGCUUCUUUGCAUGAGUCCACAUGGAAGAAAGCUGGUAUUUUUGAAGCUAUCAUGAAUUCUACGUAUAAGAUAGAAAGAAACAACGAUUUGCUAUUUGGGGUUGCAGAAAAAUGGUGCCAUGAAACCAAAAGUUUCAUUUUCUCUUGGGGUGAGGCAACUAUCACAUUGGAAGAUGUCAAGAUCCUGGGGGGUUAUUCUGUGUUGGGGUCCCCUGUUUUUACCCCUGUUGAAACAGCGGAAAUGAAGGAGAUAAGAGAGAAACUUAAGAGUGCAAAGAAAGAAAUCUCCAAGAGUACAUGUGAAAAAGCCUGCCAGUAUUUAUGGAUGAGGAAAUUCAUGCACAGUGAUGAUAGCACGGUCAAGCAUGAGGCUUUUCUUGCAUUGUGGUUAUCAAGGUUUGUUUUGCCAUCGUCUUAUAAUACUGUUGUUGAAAGUGUUUUCUCUAUUGCUAUACACCUUGCUAGGGGGACUAGAAUUGCACUUGCGCCUGCUGUUCUUGCUAAUAUUUAUAGAGAUUUGAGUUGGUUAAAGCAAAAUAUUGUUGCUUCAACUCAGUUAGAGUCCAAUUAUGAUGAUGGAAAUGUUGCACUAGCAAUUACCCUUUGGUCACCACUUGCACUAGUCGAGGUUUGGAUCUGGGAGAGAUUUUUGGACUUACAGCCGAGGCCUAAUUUGAUUAAAAAUGGUGAGCCAAGGUUUGCUUUGUGGCAUGGCCUAAAUUGCGAAGUGCAAGAUAUGUGCUCAGUUCUAGACUCAGCCGAGGAAAGGUUUGUUUGGCGUCCUUAUGUUAGGAAAAUAACAAACUGUGAUGGUGCUAAGUUUUAUGGAGACAAUGCAAUGUGGAUAUUGCUUGAUUCAAGGUUAGAUAAUGAAUUGCUGUCAUUUGCUCGAUGCUUGAGGGUUUCGGAGCUAGUUGGACUUGACUGUGUAGAGCAGUACUUUCCACAUCGAGUAGCACUGCAAUUUGGAAUGGAUCAGGAUAUUCCUGGUUGUGUUCCCCGAUCAAAUGGUACUCCUGAGAUUGCAUGGGCUGAUUACAAUAAGUCUGUUGAAGGUGAGAAGUUGUAUAUUCCGCCCAGGCUUUUUGAGGCAGAUGUUACUACUCAGUACUUGGAGUGGUGGAAGCAAUCAGUGUUGAGCCCGCAAGUGGUAAGUAAGGAUGUGCUAAGGAUGAGUGAAGGUAAUGGCUUUCCGGGUUCUGAAAUAAACACAAGGAAAUCAAAAAGAGCAAAGGAAGGUACAUUUGCUUCAACUCGACCUGAUUUCUAUCGCAAGAUUUUGAAGAGAUCUCGCCGGCUUUUAACACUGAAGGAGAAAGGUAAAAAUGCCACUUCUGAUCUCGGUUAUCCACUGAAAGAAUUGAAAAAGCUAGUACAAUAUCCAAGAUGGAAGAAGGAAGUUCGUAAUGCAGGUUUUGUGGCCCAAAGCUCAAAAAGAAAGAAGAAAGGCAACAAUGCUUCAAUGCCUCACGAUAAAGAUAAACUGACAUUGCUAGAUCUCGAAGCAAGGAUUAGCCGGCUGGAAAGACUGGUUGCUGAGAUAAAAGCAGCAAGAAAAGCUAAGUCAAUGGUAACAACAUGA
Theobroma umbraticum is the source of this 1848-nucleotide messenger RNA. RefSeq names its product serine/threonine-protein phosphatase 7 long form homolog. The record is from RefSeq and is a predicted model, not a curated record. Lineage: Eukaryota; Viridiplantae; Streptophyta; Magnoliopsida; Malvales; Malvaceae. Gene Ontology annotation, biological process: meristem development; meristem maintenance.